CUUCUUCUUCUUCUCAUUAUGUCCGCAAAGCAUCUAGCUAGCUGUAUCUUCUGCAAGAUUAUCAAGGGCGACAUUCCGAGCUUCAAACUCGUUGAAACUGAGCUGUCGUUCUCCUUCCUCGACAUCGGCCCGCUUUCCAAGGGACACGCGCUUGUCAUCCCCAAAUACCAUGCUGAGAAAAUGCACCAGCUUCCCGACGAGUACCUCGCUGACGCGAUGCCCAUCGCGAAGAAGAUCGUCCUCGCUCUCGGAGACGGCGCGGAGAACUACAAUAUCUUGCAGAAUAACGGUCGGCUGGCCCACCAGGAAGUUGACCACGUCCAUUUCCAUGUCAUUCCCAAGACUUCGAAGGAGGAGGGUCUGUCUAUUGGCUGGCCCGCGAAGCAGCCGCCAAAGGACGAGCUGCAGAAGCUGUAUGACGAGAUUAAGGGGAAACUGUAG
Molecule: messenger RNA, 441 nt
Organism: Mycena indigotica
Lineage: Eukaryota; Fungi; Basidiomycota; Agaricomycetes; Agaricales; Mycenaceae
Product: HIT domain-containing protein
Exons: 6
Coding region: 19-441 (140 amino acids)
Biological process (GO): nucleotide metabolic process
Molecular function (GO): catalytic activity
Source: RefSeq, a predicted model, not a curated record